CAGUCAUUUUCUUUUUUCCAAACUCCUAUAGAGAGAGUGACAGGUUGUAGAGAGAAAGCUAUCGGCCAUGUCUGACGAGCACCAUUUCGAGUCGAAGGCAGAUGCAGGGGCAUCCAAGACCUUCCCGCAGCAAGCUGGUACCAUCCGAAAGAAUGGCUACCUAGUCAUCAAAUCUCGCCCUUGCAAGGUUGUUGAGGUCUCCACUUCAAAAACCGGCAAGCAUGGGCAUGCUAAGUGUCACUUUGUGGCAAUUGAUAUUUUCAAUGGGAAGAAACUUGAAGAUAUUGUUCCUUCUUCUCACAAUUGUGAUGUUCCUCAUGUUAAUCGCACCGACUACCAGCUGAUUGACAUCUCGGAAGAUGGUUUUGUGUCUCUUCUUACCGAAAACGGGAACACCAAAGAUGACUUGAGGCUUCCCACCGAUGAAGCUCUGCUUGGCCAGAUUAAAGGUGGAUUUGAUGAAGGAAAGGAUCUUAUUUUGACUGUUAUGUCUGCAAUGGGAGAAGAGCAGAUUUGUACGGUGAAAGACAUUGGUAAAACUAAUUAAGUCGCAUGAUUUCCAACCCUAUCGAAAGCAUAUCUCUCAAGCGAACCGUUCUCAGAAGAAAGUUUAGCUUCAUAUCUCUUAAGCGAACCGUUCCCUAAAGAAAGUUUAGCGAGACAGUGAGCUUGAGAUUUGCAGCAGCAGGGAUGGAGAUUUUACUCUUUUUGGUUAUGUUUUAUUUCUGUGCUCAACUGUUGCAAUUUUUUUUGGUGAGGAAAGAGAGGUUGAGCCUCAACUAUCUAACUCUGCAGUUAAAUUCAAUCUUAUGUGCAUGAUUCCUUCCUUCCCUUAUGAAGAAAAUGGCAUUAUGAAAGAA
This is a messenger RNA of Ipomoea nil (Japanese morning glory), 860 nucleotides long. RefSeq names its product eukaryotic translation initiation factor 5A-1/2-like. NCBI's taxonomy places the organism in Eukaryota, Viridiplantae, Streptophyta, Magnoliopsida, Solanales, Convolvulaceae. The record is from RefSeq and is a predicted model, not a curated record. Gene Ontology annotation, molecular function: RNA binding; translation elongation factor activity; ribosome binding. The coding region runs from base 68 to 547 and encodes 159 amino acids. The transcript has 5 exons. Gene Ontology annotation, biological process: positive regulation of translational termination; positive regulation of translational elongation.